Messenger RNA from Caenorhabditis briggsae, 2496 nucleotides. RefSeq names its product Protein CBR-RCQ-5 (gene Cbr-rcq-5). Lineage: Eukaryota; Metazoa; Nematoda; Chromadorea; Rhabditida; Rhabditidae. The transcript is spliced from 10 exons. Bases 1 to 2496 code for a protein of 831 amino acids. Gene Ontology annotation, biological process: double-strand break repair via homologous recombination. Gene Ontology annotation, molecular function: four-way junction helicase activity; ATP binding; 3'-5' DNA helicase activity. The record is from RefSeq and is a predicted model, not a curated record. Gene Ontology annotation, cellular component: chromosome; cytoplasm.
AUGUCAACUAACAAGCGAACUCUGGAAACCAUCACCAUCGACGAUUCCGAUGAAGAAAAAGCGCCGGUGGCGAAAAAGCCCCCAACUUCAAAUUACUCAGCAUGGGCUGAAAUUUUCAAUAAAAAAAAAACCGAAAAAUCCAAAGAUGCGGCUGUGGAGAAGGCGAAAAAGGACGCGGAUAAUGAGUUGAGAAGGCAGAAGUUGAAGGACGCGUUUAACGAGAGGAAGAGGAGAGAGCAAAUUGUAAAUGGGUCAGCUAGUUCGUCGGCAAGACCCUCAAAAACUCAGGAAAAAUCUAAAAAAAUUGAGAAACCUUUGCCGGCGCCGAGAAAAUCGAAGAAAUCCGAGGAUUCUCCAGGACCUUCUGGCUCCUCUAGUCAGUUGGAUUCUCAGGAUUCUCAAGAUCCAUCGGAAUUCGUUGCCAGCGAAAUCGCCAUCGGGACCGGCGAGCGUCUGAUUCGACCUCAAGAAAUCAUAGACAGGCGGGACAAAGUGUUCCUCGAAGUUUUCCGUCACAAAAAGUACCGUAGUCGUCUCCAAAUGCAGGCCAUCAAUUGUAUCCUCAAGCGAAAAUGUGAUGUCUACGUCUCCCUUCCGACUGGAGCCGGAAAAUCACUGUGUUAUCAGUUGCCAGCUGUUGUUCAUGGAGGGGUUACUAUCGUUGUCUCCCCCCUGAUUGCCCUCAUGAAGGAUCAAGUGAUGGCUCUGAGAAAGAAAGGAAUCCCAUGUGAAACGCUGAAUUCCACGUUGACACCUGUUGAGAGGACGAGGAUCUUGGGAGAAUUGGCUAAGAUGAAUCCGACGAUCCGGCUACUGUACAUCACGGCAGAAGGCUGUGCGACGGAUAGUAUGAAGGCGUUGUUGGGGAGUUUGACUCGACGAGAGGUGUUGAGAUAUAUUGUGGUGGAUGAGGCGCAUUGUGUCACACAGUGGGGACAUGAUUUUAGACCCGAUUAUCUAAACUUGGGUGCUCUUCGCGAUGUUUGUCCGGAUGUCCCGUGGGUAGCGCUAACCGCCACAGCCAAUGAAAAAGCUCAAAAUGACAUUUCCUCGCAGUUGCGGCUUCGAAAUCCAGAAGCCUUCAAAGCCGGAACCUAUCGUGACAACUUGUAUUACGACGUUCAGAUGAGGGAUCAUUUGCCGACGGCGCCAGAGAACCACAUGGCUUCGUUUAUCACCAAGUGCCUCACCAUCGACCAGGCGAAAACCACAUCAAAUUUGACGAAAAACGAGAAAUCUGCAAGAACGCAAGCCAAAAAAAGCUUCACUGGAUCUGCAAUUGUAUACUGUAGAUCGAGAAGCGAGUGUGAGCAGAUUGCUAACGUCCUGAGGAUCGCUGGCAUUCCAGCGAUGGCGUAUCACGCGGGACUGCCGAAAAAGGAGAGGAAUGAGGUGCAGGAGAAGUGGAUGAGCAAUGAGAUUCCGGUGGUGGCGGCGACGGUGGCGUUUGGAAUGGGAAUUGAUAAGCCGGAUGUUAGAGCUGUGGUUCACUGGUCACCGACUCAAAACCUGGCUGGAUACUACCAGGAAGCGGGACGUGCUGGUCGUGAUGGGAAACGGAGUUAUUGUAGAAUUUACUAUGCGAAGUCUGAUAAGAAUGCUCUGAAUUUUUUGGUGUCUGGAGAGCUGGCGAAAUUGAAGACAAAGGUUCGGAAGAUUUUUGGCAGAAAAGUCGAUGCCGAAAAAAAGAAUGCCGAGGGCGAGAAAGCCGCAAUGCAGAUCAAAUCGAUACAAGUGGGACUAGCGAAAAUGUUGGAGUACUGUGAGAGUGCCAAAUGCCGCCACGUUGCAAUCGCCGAGUUCUUCGACGACACCGAUUGUCGGCCGUGCGGAUCGAAUUGCGAUUUUUGUCGAGAUCCGAAGGCGACGUUGCAGAGUGCGCAGUCCUUCGCGAACGCCGGAGAUUCUCAUGGCUCGGUGUUCCGACGGCCAGGUACCUCGAGAGCCGAGUCUGGCUUCGAAUCGGUUUAUGGUGGUGGAAGACGUGGCGGAGAGACAGAAGACGAGUUGCUUUCCUCGAAUACGUCUUCUAAAGAUGCCAUGGAGCGUAUGGAGCACGAGGAGGCCAAGAGAGUUCGAGGACUCAUUGACAGCGAGUUUGCCAAGCGACGACGGGCGGCGCCGGCGGCUCCAACUGUGCCACGUGGAUCGCGACGAGUUGAGCCAGCGACAGAUAUUUCUGUAAUCAAGCCAGAGCAGGCGGUGAUCAAGAAUGUCACUCUAGAAAGCCGUGAAAAUUGGGUGCGCUACUUGCUCCGAGCCCUAGAAACCAAUUGGAUCGUGUCAGGACCCCCGGCGGGAAUCACCAUGAAGCAGUGCGCCGAACAGUUGGAAUACGGAAUGUAUUCUAUUUCGAAAAAUGAGACAACCUAUAAGAACAAAUUAGGUCAUAAGCUUGCUGAAAUCAAGACUCUAACCAAGAAGAACGAGCCUUUUCACUACACGAACACCGCCGUCGAGCAGAAUGGAUUUGUGAAGGCGGCGAAUUUAACCUAG